Molecule: messenger RNA, 3378 nt
Organism: Trichobilharzia szidati
Lineage: Eukaryota; Metazoa; Platyhelminthes; Trematoda; Strigeidida; Schistosomatidae
Source: the annotation of a GenBank genome assembly
AUGGAAGUCAAAUACUUUGGAGGGCAUAAUGAGUCAAUACAAUGCUUGGCUUUUAAUCCCACGACUGUGCUUUUAACAAGUUGUAGCUUCAGUGAUUUCGGCUUCUGGACUAUGGAUCAGAAGUCUGUUGUUAAAACAAAAAUAUCUGCUCGACCCACUUGUUGUAGUUGGAAAUCUGACGGACAGUACUUGGCUAUAGGCCUUUAUAAUGGUGUGAUAAGUAUUCGGAACAAAGCUACUGAAGAAGUAGUGAAAAUUGAACGUCCUGGUAAUCCAAUUAUAUGGCAUCUUAAAUGGAAUCCAUCAAAAAAUGAACAAGGUGAAGUACUUGCAGUUGUCGAUUGGAGUCAAAAGUUGUCAUUUUAUCAGUUAAAUGGAAGACAAACUGGUAAAGAUCGUACACUAGGCUUUGAUCCAUGCAAUUUAACCUGGUUCGGUGCUAAGUGUGAAUCAGUAGCAGUAUGUGGUUCAAAUAAAGCGUGUCAAUUGUACAAUAGUGAAGGUAUGCGUUUAGCCUGUGUUAAUAAACAACAAUCAUGGAUAUGGUGUUGUUCAACGCGGCAAGGAUAUAAUCAAAUUGUUGUUGGUUGUCAAGAUGGAACCAUAGAGGCUAUACAAUUAAUACUAGAACCUGUACAAAGCUUUUAUAAAGAUCGUUUUGCCUAUCGUGAAUCCCUUACAGAUGUUGUCGUACAACACUUAAUAACUGAACAAAAAGCACGUAUUAAAUGCAGGGAUUAUGUGAAGAAGAUAUCAUUAUUCAAAAAUCUGCUAGCUAUUCAACUUUCAGAUAAAAUUCUAAUUUAUGAAUCACCUAGUGAUGAUCUCAGAGAUAUGCAUUAUCGAGUUCGUGAGAAGUUAACCCAAAAUUUCGAUUGUCAUCAUUUAGCCAUAGUUACAAACAGUCUGAUUAUUUGUUAUGAAUCUUGUUUAACGUGUAUAAAUUUCCAGGGUAUUAAAGAACGUGAAUGGAUAGUUGACAGUCCCGUGAAAUGUCUUCGUAUAAUAGGUGGUCUACAAAAUAAAGAAUGUCUACUCCUAGGAUUGAAAAAUGGACAAGUGAUUCAAAUCGUCUUAGAUAACACAUUUCCUAUGGUUUUGACUAAACUGAUGAAUGGAAUAUCAGCUGUAGAUAUAAGCAGAAAUCGAGAUAAACUUGCCGCACUUGAUGAUAAUGGAACUAUGAGUGUAUUUUCACUAGAUACUAAAGAGAUAUUAUUUCAGGAACCAAAUGUGCGUAGUAUGGCUUGGAGUACAACUAAUAAUGAUUUACUGGCCUACAGUGGUAAUGACUUAUUAUUUAUCAAAAAUGGACAAUUCCCAAGUCAUAGUCAGUAUACUAAGGGUACAACACUGUGGUUUACAGGUUCCCUAGUCUAUUGUUUACAUGAAAACAUUAUCAAUCGUGUAGAGAUUUCAUUAUGUCCAGCCGUGUAUCAUUAUUUAGGCGCUGGUCAGUUAACUGAAGCCUAUCAACUUGCAUGUUAUGGACUUACUGAUCCUGAUUGGAAAGUUAUGGGACGAAUUGCUUUAAACAAGCUUAAUCUAAAGGUGGCAAAAUACGCUUACAUGCAGUUGGAAGAUAUACUCAUGCUGACGUUUAUUCAACAGUUGGAAGAAAGAUAUAAAAGAGGAGAAUGGAGCGAUAAAGAACCAAUCGCCAAUUCAAAUACUUUGAUUGCUUUAGGUGAUAUUUCAGCUUAUUUAGGAUAUUUCACUGAAGCAGCUGGUUAUUAUACUCGAGCUGGAGCAAAUUCAGGUGGUAAUCAUAAAAUAAUUGACAUGUACACUGAUCUACGUCGUUUCGAGGAAGCACGUGAAGCAAUGACAGCUAGUGGUGAUGAUACCGGGGAACGUAAAUUAUUAUUGGCUAAACAUGCCGAUUGGGCGAAAUCAACAAAUGAGCAUAGAUCAGCAGCUAAAAUGUAUAUUGAUGCAGGUGAAUAUAUAAAAGCUAUUGAAUUAUCUGAUCAACAUGGAUGGACUGAUAUCCUAUUGGAUAUUAGUCGACGUCUAGACAAAGGGGAUCAUGAAUAUCUAGAACGUUGUGCAAGAAGUUUAGCUCGACUUGGUGAAUACGCCUUUGCAGCUGACUGUUAUGCUAAAUAUGGUGAUAUUGAAAAUCAGUUAAACUUAUACGUGGAAUCACACAAUUGGGAGGAAGCUUUUAGUUUAGCUGAGAAACAUCGUGACUAUACGGAGAAAGUAUAUCUACCGUAUGCCCACUGGUUGGCUGAAAAUGACAAAUUUGAAGAAGCUCAAGCAGCAUUUAUUAAGGCUGGUUUACAAAAUGAAGCCAUCUCUGUACUGGAACAAUUAGCCACUUGUGCUGCUAAAGAAUCACGUUUCGAUGAUGCUGGAUUUUAUUAUUGGAAAUUAUCUGCUUUAUGCUUGGAUAUGUUGAAAAAUGAAACAAGUACAAAGAAGUAUCAUGAUUUAUUAGAUAAAUAUUAUAAUUUUCAAAGAAAAGCUGAUGUUUAUUAUGUUUAUAAUAACAUAUAUCGUUUUCUGCAUGAACCGUUUGCUUCACAUAUGCCUGAAACCUAUUUCAAUAUGGCACGGUAUUUAGCGCAUAUUUUACAAUUCGGUGAAAUUCCAGAAGUUUCAAGAGCUGCAGUCUUGUAUACUUUAGCUAAACAUGGUCGGUCAUUAGGUGCAUACAAGAUGACUAAACAAAUCUAUGAUCGAUUACAAACUCUUCAUAUGUCAUCAAAGAUGCGUGAUGAAGUUGAAUUAGGUAGUAUUACUAUUAAUUCUUCACCAAUAAUUGAUUCUGAAGAGAUAAGCACCAUUUGCUAUAGAUGUUCAGCUACAAAUCCACUUUUGAAUAGCCUGGGAAAUCGAUGUAUCAAUUGUAAAGAACCGUUUAUUUAUUCAUUCAUUACACUUGAACAAUUACCAGUUGUUGAAUUUAUACCAGAAGAUGAUUUAUCAUAUGAAGAAGUUAUCAAUUAUCUACAAAGUGAACCUUUAUCACCAUUUUGUGACCAAACAGUAAAUGAAGAUGAAAGUAAUUCACAGACAAAUGAUGGAUUCUCACAAACACUCAAAAUAUCACAUGAAACAGAUGAUAAUAACAAUACUAAUAGUAAUAAAAUUAAUAAAGAUGUUUUUACCGCGAAAUUGUUAAAUUCAGAUCUUAUUUCUGGAACAUAUUCACCAGUCCAACUUGAUAUUGCUACAUUGAAAGCGAUCCCCUUCAAUGAAGUGAUAAUUAUUGACAAUUCACCGUUAAGACCACGUUAUUAUAAAUCUGUUCUACCUGAUGUUAGUAUUACACAAUGUUCAGUUUGUCAUAAGCUUUUUUAUACUGAUGACUAUGAACUGGUCUCAUUACAACAAGGUCGUUGUCCGUAUUGUCAUACACCAAGAGAAUGA